Phialemonium atrogriseum is the source of this 1050-nucleotide messenger RNA. Its product is annotated as Clr5 domain-containing protein. The record is from RefSeq and is a predicted model, not a curated record. The coding region runs from base 1 to 1050 and encodes 349 amino acids. The transcript is spliced from 4 exons. Lineage: Eukaryota; Fungi; Ascomycota; Sordariomycetes; Cephalothecales; Cephalothecaceae.
AUGGAGCAUAUUGAUCCCAGCUGCGGAAUGGAGCCUUAUUCCCAGGAUAUCUUCACUGACGAGAUUGUCAAGGACACGUUUGGCCCCAUACAAGUUCCAUUGGGUUCCACAGUGCCAAGUCUGUCUGAAGAGAUCCCAAGAAACUACGACCUUCCACCGUUUGCGUCCGGCGUUACUCUCGCCUACCAAGCCGACGCUACUGAGACUGCGGCUUCUGAAUUGCUGCUACCGUCCCCAGUUCCUCGUACUGGGCCACGAUUCGAGUCUUACACAGACGAUAUAUGGGAAGUGCACAAGCCACGGAUUCGAGAGUUAUAUAUCGAGAAGAACAAGAAAUUGCGGGAAGUCAUGCAGCACAUGACAGAGGAAAAAGGAUUUAAGCCGUCGAUGAGCAUGUAUAAGACCCGCCUCGUAGCUUGGGGUUUCUUCAAGAACAACCGGGAGAAAGACGUGACGGCGCUGCUCCGCCUCAAGCAAACCCGCGAUGUGGCUGGAAAAUCGUCCGUCAUCUUUCGGGCUGGGAAACCUGUCAAUGAACACCAGAUCCUGAACUACUUGAGGCGGAAGAGGAUGAACCCUCAGGACCUCGUAUCAGGAGAAGAGAACGACGACCAAAUCCCGAUUAGCGACCACAUCUGCGUCCGAACACCGUCUCCAACCCUUUCAGCUCACUUGUCACUCCCCUCUGGGAAUAUCCGAGACGGAGAGGCGAUGCUCCUCAGCGUCAAGUAUUGGUAUACUGUCUGGAUAGGCGAAACAUGUCGCCUUCGAGACGGAUCUAUUCCAGACCAUUUCCAGCUGGCCGAGGUUGGAGGAUCAAACAUUGUCGACUGCGUCUCUCUUCUGCUUCGGCUAGGCUGCAGACUGUUACGUCACAAGCGAUUCGUGGAGGGUGGCGCAUAUGUCCAAGGAGGUUUUGUCAUCGUCGAGAAUCUUCUCCGAGAAAUGGGCGACGUAUCACGCGGUUCGAAACAAUCUCCCGUGUGGAUCUUCGGACUCUGGAAACUACUCAUGGAAAAGGUUCCCAUUCAUGUCAUCAACGUGGACUGA